UUCACGUUAGAAGACACGGUAAACAUGUUGAAAUUGUGUGUUAGAAACUAAUGAUCACUAUAACUUUAGUUUAGUACACUAACUAUUUUAAGUCAUUUCUCCACGCUCUUAAUUUUAAAUUCGAGUUCUUGGUUUGAGGUUUCAAACUUUGUUUUAAGAUGGUUUUUUACUUUACCAGCGCCGUUGUCACGCCGCCCUACACCAUCUACAUGGGUAAAGACAAAUAUGAAAGUAAGUGUCCAGUAAAUGAAGAUCUCAUAAAGCACGGCUGGCCAGAGGACAUAUGGUUUCAUGUGGAUAAGCUGUCCUCUGCCCAUGUGUACCUGAGAAUGCCCAAGGGUAAGACAAUUGAGGACAUACCCAAAGAAGUCCUGAUUGAUUGUGCACAGCUUGUGAAAAACAACAGCAUUCAAGGUUGCAAAAUGAACAACAUAAAUGUUGUUUACACACCAUGGAGCAACCUUAAGAAGACUGGAGACAUGGAUGUGGGUCAGAUCGGGUUUCAUCGACAGAAAGACGUAAAAAUCGUGGCCGUGGAGAAGAAAAUCAAUGAAAUCAUUAACCGGUUAGAAAAAACAAAAGAGGAGCGCUACCCUGAUCUGGCCGCAGAAAAAGAGUCUCGGGACAGGGAGGAGAGAAAUGAGAAGAAAGCUCAGAUUCAAGAACAGAAGAGAAGAGAGAAAGAAGAAAUGAAGAGGAAAAAAGAGAUGGAGGAACUGAGGAGUUAUUCUUCACUCAUGAAAAGUGAUAACAUGACAACAAAUGAGGAAGGAUAUGAUUCUGAUGACUUCAUGUAAAUGAGCUGUUAUAUUAGGCACACCAAGAUCUCCCAGUGUUCCCCAAAUAUGAUUGGUACAUAUCCGAAAGGACGAACCUGUGUACACUGGACCUGUCUGUACAUGCAUUUCCCAGCUUCCUGUGUGUUUGGCACGGUACAUGUGCCAGCAGCCUGCGGUGUUGGGACCAUCACUGUGCAACAGAACCAACCAGCACUUCACUGCACUGCGGUAGAAGAGGAGAAAAAAAGACACGAUUAGAGCAAAGGUUCCUGACACAACACUUGUGAUUGCAUCCUCUGAGUCAGGGUUGUUCUGAAAAGCUGCAUGUGGCCUCAAAGGUCUGCAUUGUUUCCCUGUGCAUUUGUCUUAGUUUAGACAUUUCCAUUGAUUUUCCAUGGAUUUGAUGAUUUUGAACUUUGUUAAUGUUUGGCUCUUUGAGGCUGUGGGAGGACUAUAUGGUGCUGAGGCCUUGGUGAGACUAGCUCAUAUUGUUUGAGUUUCAGUGUCUGGAUAAUGCUUUUCAGGGGUGGACACAUACAAUAAAAACAUA
Molecule: messenger RNA, 1329 nt
Organism: Chanos chanos (milkfish)
Lineage: Eukaryota; Metazoa; Chordata; Actinopteri; Gonorynchiformes; Chanidae
Gene: ccdc25
Product: coiled-coil domain containing 25
Exons: 9
Coding region: 159-797 (212 amino acids)
Source: RefSeq, a predicted model, not a curated record